Molecule: messenger RNA, 6125 nt
Organism: Mauremys reevesii (Reeves's turtle)
Lineage: Eukaryota; Metazoa; Chordata; Testudines; Geoemydidae
Gene: PLEKHG3
Product: pleckstrin homology and RhoGEF domain containing G3
Exons: 19
Coding region: 123-4076 (1317 amino acids)
Molecular function (GO): guanyl-nucleotide exchange factor activity
Source: RefSeq, a predicted model, not a curated record
CGGGGCUGGGCUGGGCUGGGCUGGCCACGGCGGGGAGCGGGGACCUCCACGGCGCCGGGCUGCAGCGGGGACCUGAAUCCCCCCAGCUGCCAGCACUGCCCUGCCCCAGCAGCUAUGACAGGAUGCCCGUCUGCACUGUGGUGAGCACGCACCCCCCAGAGCACCCAGUGAGUCGGAUGCCCAUGGACGGGCGGGACAAUGCCCCCGGCCAUGCGCCGGCCCGGGAGGGGGAUGCCCUGCGGGUCAACCAGCUGCACAACAGCAACAACAACGCUGCCUCGCCGGGGGGCUGGCUGGGCCGCAAGGGCUCCCGCUCCCUCUCGCCCUUCGGCCCCCAGGCCCCUGUUGGCGCCAACCAUAAGCUGAGCUACCUGGAGCGUGUCGUGCUGGAGCUCGUGGAGUCGGAGCGCACCUACGUGCGGGACCUGCGCAGCAUUGUGGAGGACUACCUGGGGAAGAUCAUUGACACCGAGGAGCUGCUGCUGCGGCCGGAGCAGGUCUGCGCGCUCUUUGGGAACAUCGAGGAUAUCUACGAACUCAACAGCGAGCUACUGCAGGACCUGGACAGCUGUGACAGCAACCCCGUGGCUGUGGCCAGAUGCUUUGUGGACAGGAGCCAGGAUUUCGAUAUCUACACCCAGUACUGCAACAACUACCCCAACUCGGUGGCGGCUCUGACCGAGUGCAUGAGGAACAAGCACCAGGCUAAGUUUUUCCGUGAGCGCCAGGAGCAGAUCGGCCACGUGCUGCCCCUGGGCUCCUACCUGCUCAAGCCGGUCCAGAGGAUCCUCAAAUACCACCUGCUGCUCCAGGAGAUGGCGAAGCACUUUGACCUGGAGGAGGCCGGCUACGAGGUGGUGGAGGAGGCCAUCGACACCAUGACCUGUGUGGCCUGGUACAUCAACGACAUGAAGCGCAGACACGAGCACGCCGUGCGGCUGCAGGAGAUCCAGUCUCUGCUGCUGCACUGGAAGGGGCCGGAUCUGACGACCUUCGGGGAGCUGGUGCUGGAGGGCACCUUCCGGGUGCACCGCGUGCGCAACGAGCGCACUUUCUUCCUCUUCGACCGCACCCUGCUCAUCACCAAGAGACGGGGCGACCACUUUGUCUGCAAGAACGACAUUCCGUGCUCCUCCUUGAUGCUGAUCGAGAGCACCAGGGACUCGCUGUGCUUCAGCGUCACCCACUACAAGCACAGCAAGCAGCAGUACAACAUCCAGGCCAAGAGCGUGGAGGAGAAGCGGGUCUGGACCCACCACAUCAAGAGGCUCAUCCUGGAGAACCACCACGCCAUCAUCCCCCAGAAGGCUAAGGAAGCGAUCCUGGAAAUGGACUCCUCCCACCCUGCUCGCUACAGAUACAGCCCGGAGCGGCUGAAGAAAGCGAAGUCGUGCCAGCCCAUGGAUGAGGUGCCCCCACAGGCACGGCAGGGGCGCCGGCAGUCGGAGCCCUUCCACCUCUGGCGCCGCAGGGAGAAGCUCCCGGACGGACUGCAUGGUGGCGUGGGGUCAGGGUGCGCAGGCCGCAGGACGUCUGAGCCUGCCAAGCAGAUUGUCAAGCAGCUGGGUGAGAGAGCAGCAGGACUGAAGCACGCCGACAGCGCCGGAGCCCUCCUGGAGACCGGGGCACCCUUGCAGCUCCCUGGCGGCGCUUGGCAGCUGGCUGAGGGCGAGGGGGGCACGGAGGAGGAGGAGGAGGAGGAAGCAGCCAUGGGGAAAGAGGAAGAGCAGGCCCUGGGGCAGGGGUCGCUGGAGGAGCUGGCUGUGAGUGACAGCAGCGAGAAGGAAGCCGGGCCGGAGGAGGAGGAGGGCCCGGUGGGCGAGGAGCAGGUAGCUGACUUUGCGAGCUUCCUGCUGGCGGCGCUGCACGGCUGGCACUGUCGGGCCAACGCUUUGCUUUUCUCCCGGGGCCGCACGGGCAAGGGGCCCAAGGGAAGCCAGGAGCCAGGGGGCCCUGAGGACCGUUGCAGUGCAGAGACGGCCUCGGCCAUCCUGAAGGCUGUCCCGGAGCCCAGUGAGCUGCACGAGGAAGAGCACCCAGAGGAGGCCGCGAGCACCCCGGAGCCGGCCCAGCAGAGGGCGAUGGAGCAGGAGCAGAACCCGGCCAUGGCGGAGAACACGGAGGACCUCAAAGCCCUGAGCAGCGAGGAGGAGGAGGAGGAGGAGGAGACCAGGGCGAGGAGCAUUCUGCCCCCGUCCGUGCUGGACCACGCCAGCCUCAUCGCCGAGAUGUUCGCCAGCAGCUUCUCACGGCGCAGCAGCCUGGCGCUGGAGGAGGGCCGGCCCGGGGGCUUCCUGACGCCCAGGCUGGUCAGCCGGAGCAGCAGCGUGCUGAGCCUGGAGGGCAGCGAGAAGGGGCAGGGCCGCAGCAGCGCCGCCGACUCCCAGGGCCGCGUCUCGCCGCCGGGCUCCACCCGCAGCGGGAUCGCUUCGCCCGGCCCCUUGGAGCCCGAGCGCACCGCCUGCCCCAGGAAAGAGUCCAUGCUCUCCCGGCAGGACCGGCUGCUGCUGGACAAGAUCAAGAGCUACUACGAGUGCGCGGAGCACCGCGACGCCGGCUUCAGCAUCCGGCGCCGGGAAAGCCUCUCCUACAUCCCCAAGGGGCUGGUGCGGAACUCGGUCUGCCGCCUCAACAGCCUCCCGCCCCCGCCGGAGCAGCACGCCGACGCCAGGCGGGGAGCGGGCAGCGGCAGUCGGACAGCUGCCUGGGUGCUGGCGGGCGUCCCCACCCCUGGGCCCAGGGCCGAGCCCAGCGCCCCCGUCGCCGAGGAGGAGUUCCGCCCGCCUGCCGAGAUGAUCAAGGUGUGGGAGGGCAUGGAGAAGAUGAGUGCCAGCCAGCCCUGCCCGGAGGAGGGCAGCGGGGAGGGCACAGCUGGCGCCGCCGCCGUGGCGUGGCCCCUGGGCAGGAGCCAGGAAAACGGCUUGGACCUGCACGAGCCGCUGCUCAUUCUGGAGGACGACGAGCUGAGCGCCAUCGCGGAGGAGUCGGCCGGGCCCUCGCCCGAGAGCCGGUCCCCCACGGAGCGAGCGGGGCCCACCAGGCUGGCUAGCCAGCUGCAGAGACUGGCGCAGGAACUGGGCCACCCUGCCAAGCCGCGCCCCCCGGUCCCUCCGCUCUCAGAGGCCGAGCUGAGCGAGCGCCUGCAGAACAAGGUGUACCAGCUGGCGCGCCAGUACAGCCUGCGCAUCAGGAACUGCAAGCCAGCCGGGCACAGGCGGCUUGCCAAGCUGGAGGAGCUGCGGAGCUGCGCAGCACCCCCCCCAUGUGACGGGCACCAGGAGGUGAAGAGAAGUACAGGCCCGCGGAAGCCGGCGCUCUCUCUCAUGACCUUUGAGCAGGUGGUGCUGCAGGAGUACAGCCCCCGCACGCCGCUCUCUGCCACCGCCUCCUCGCAGGACAAGUCGCCCAAGAGCUUCUCUUUCAGCCCCUCCUGCCCCGCCUCGCCCGGCCCCGGUGCCUCGCCCGGCCCCUUGUCCUGCAGCCCACUCAGCCCCAUCGUGGCGGAGACGUUCACCUGGCCCGACGUGCGGGAGCUGCGCUCCAGGUACUCCUUCGGCACGGCCUUCCCCGGCCCGCGCCGGCCCCCGCCAGUCAACAGGAGCCGGUCGGCGCCAGAGAAGAUGGCGGCAGAGCUGCCGGGAGGCGUCCCGGGACAGGAGGGCUGGCACGGGCUGGAGCAGAGCCCUGGGAGGGGCCGGGGCACCGAGGAGAGCCCAGACCCCAGCGCCCGGCAACGCCAGAGGAACCAGAGCGCUGGCUCGCUGCGCAUCACCGCUGAGGCCAUGCUGGGCGACCAGCGGGUCAUCGUGCUGGAAAAGGUGCCGUGCGGCGGGGACCCACCUGCCCCCGAGGAGCCGCCCGAUGCCGCCAGCUACGUGCAGAUCCGCUCGCCCACCUCACGGGAGAGGAUCUCACUGAAGGCCGUGGCGGAGCGCUGCAAAGCCUACCAGGAGUCGGACGAGUACCGGCGGCGGGAGGAGGGCCGGUCUGCGGGCUGGGAGCAGGCGGCCGCCAGCCAGCACGGCCGCGUGAGGAACCUGCGGGAGAAGUUCCUGACCCUGAACUCUGCCAGCUGAGCGGGCGCCUGCCCUGCCCGGAUCAUGAGGGGGAGGCCGGACUUGUGUACAUAGCGAGCGCCUUCCUCCUCCCCCCGCCAACGCCACCCACCCCGAUGGGACUAAAAUCCCCGGACCAGGCCGGGCCAUGGCCAGAGACCUGCUCUCAUCGGGGGCUCUGCGCUGAAGCAUGGACCUGCAGAUCUUGGCAGGCAGGAGCAGCGGGCAGUACCUCCCACCAGGGCCUUGGCCCAGAGUCUGCCCACCACCCUGGGGCUGAUCCCUGCCGGCACGAGGGGCUGUGCUGCUGGCCAGUCCUGGAGGAGGAGGGUGAAUUGCUCUCCGCUGUGCUGGGUGAAAGGGAGCGUGGUGUACGCGGGUGCCCCACGCAGGGCGGUCGUGUUGGCUGUACACACACUUCAGUGCAAUAAUCACACCUCUCGCCUCCUGCCUGCCUCCUCACGUCUCCUGCAGCCUCGGGGAGGGGAGGCAGCGCGGCCUAGUGGGCACGUGCUGUCUCGCUGUGUGUGCAGCACCUGCCGCGCAGGGCCCCUGCACUCACUGGUGCCACAGUAUAGUCACCACCCCCAUCUGCCAUGAGACCGGUUGGGCCACUCAGGCUGGGAUCACAGUGAGCAUGCAGUAGGGGGGUGGGUUCAGUGCCACCUCGGGGUGCUGCCAGACACCACUCCACAGCCACUCCUGUUUGCUGCGGGCCAGCGGGAGGGAGGGGCGGCUGAGCCCUGUCCUGUGUACGGUAGCAGCUGGCGUAACCCAGGCUAACAGCGGCCUGCCCUGCUCUGCCCUCUCAUGGCUGCGUGGCACAGAGAGGUUAGGCUCCCUUAGCCUAGGCACUGAGUACACACAGCCUCCAGCGGGGUCCCGCUCCACACGGAGCACUGAGCUAUCUCUGGCAGCAUGGCACAUGCCGGGAUUUCCAAGGCGGAGUAGUGGUAGCUGUUGCCUGGAGCCCUCGGCCUGGCCUGUGCCCCGGUGCCAAGCUGCUGGGCUGUCCCCUCCCUGUCCAGUACCUCACUGGGUCUUAUGAGCCAGGCCCCGAGCAGCCGGGGAGGGGAUGGAAGGGCCUUUCCGGCCCCAGGAGGCCAUGCCAGCGGGUGGAGGGGCCCUCUGUCUGCCUGAAGCCCAGGGUGGGUCUAGCCAGCGGUGCCACUGCCCACAGCCCCCACUACGGGAUGGGCGUCGGCAAAGAGCCCACCCCACUGGCGGUGAGGUUUGAGCCUGGGCCGGGGAUGGGAGCCUGUGUUCUUUGGCGGGGGGGCAUUAGGCACCAGGCCCGGAGCCCUGUGGUGGGAAGGGUUAAUUCAUGGAGGGGAAGACAGGAGCGAGCAGAAGCAGCUGGGCUGAGGGCUCCUCACCCAGGGCAGGUGGCUCCCCAGGAGCCCAGAGCUGCCCCUAGACUCCAGCACCGGCCCUGGCUCCUACAGUCCCGAUUCCCCAGGUCCUCUUGGGAGGGGAGCCCCCUCCUGGGCUGUCCCCACCCAGCAGGGGCGGGGAGACAACGCAGCCCUGCCCCCUCCCAGCCUGAGUGCCAGGGCACCUGUCCAUCUGCUCACUUGCCCCCCAGCCCACAGACAACACACAUGGGACUCAGUGCAGGCUCUGGCCUCACCCAUGGGACCCAGCAAUGGAAAAUUCAGUGAUUCAAAACCACCCACUUGUCUCCCUCAAAUAUAUCACUGACGGGCCACCCCACACCUCCCCAUUACCGCGCUGACUGCCUGCCCCACACCUCCCCAAUACCGUGCUGACUGCCUGCCCCACACCUCCCCAUUACCGCGCUGACUGCCUGCCCCACACCUCCCCAAUACCGUGCUGACUACCUGCCCCACAUCUCCCCAAUACCGCACUGGCGGGCUGCCCCACACCUCCCCAUUACCGUGCUGACUGCCCGCCCCACACCUCCCCAAUACCGUGCUGACUGCCUGCCCCACACCUCCCCAUUACCGCACUGGUGGGCUGCCCCACAUCUCCCCAAUACCGCGCUGACUGCCUGCCCCACACCUCCCCAUUAUCGCACUGACGGGCCGCCCCACACCUCCCCAAUACCGU